AUGUCUGUGUACCACGAGCAGAACCUGUUGAGCGUGUUGGAUUACCUGGAACUGUGGUUACACGAAGGUUGCUGGGUGUGGCUUCUGACAGUCUUACCACAGUCCCAACAGAAAGAAGAACUCAGAAUCACCACUGGGAAACGAAGUCUAAAGAUGAGAUGCAAAAUCCUCGCUAGUUUCCUUCUGCUCUUCAGCGUUUCCAGCAGAGGGGCAGUCUCUGGAGACAGUGUGACCAUCUUGGGUGCCUUGGGUCGUGAUUUCAACCUGACCAUCCCUGGCUUCCAAAUGACUGAUGAUAUUGAUGAAGUACGAUGGAAAAAGGGAAAGACUCUGGUUGCAGAGUUUAAAAGGAAGACGGAAUCUCUUGGGAAAUCAAAGGCAUUUGAGAUAUUAACAAAUGGAGCCCUGCAAAUAAAAAAGCUGAAGAAAGAUGACAGCGGCACCUAUAAUGUGAUAGUGUAUGACACAAACGGGCAUAGCAGGCUGGAGAAAACUUUUGAAUUGAAGAUUCUAGAGAUGGUCUCAAAGCCAGUGAUCUCCUGGGAGUGCAGCAGCACAACCGUGACGUGUAACAUCACCGAGGGAACAGAGGUUGAACUGAGGCUGGAGCAAGGGAGGAAACAUCUCAUAAGCCUCCAGAAGAGCACCGUGAGUCACAAGUGGACCAGCCUGAACGCGCCGUUCACAUGCACGGCAGCGAACAGGGUCAGCAAGGAAUCCACGACAGCUACUGUCACCGGCUGUUCAGACAGAGGGCUGCACUUGUAUUACAUAGCGGGGGCCUGCUCAGGAGGCCUUCUCUUGGUGGUCCUUGGGGCACUGCUUAUUUUCUGUAUCUGCAAGAGGAGGAAACAGAACAGAAGGAGAAAAGAUGAAGAGCUGGAGAUAAAAGCCCCGAGAACGAGCACUGUGGAAAGGGGCCCGAAGUCCUACCCAACCCCAGCAGCGGCGUCUCAGAAUCCAGUGGCUUCCCAAGCUCCUCCUCCACCCAGCCAUCACCGUCCCUUGCCUCCGAGCCACCGUACCCGUGAGCCGCAGCACAAGAAGAGACCGCCUCCAUCAGGCACACAGGUUCACCAACAGAAAGGCCCUCCCUUGCCCAGACCUCGGGUUCAGCCAAAACCUCCCUGUGGAGGUGGAGAAGAUGCUUCGUUGCCACCCCCUAAUUAAAAGGACAGAAGCUGUCAUUGCCAAUAAAAAGCUGUGUGGAGCUCUC
Molecule: messenger RNA, 1216 nt
Organism: Meriones unguiculatus (Mongolian gerbil)
Lineage: Eukaryota; Metazoa; Chordata; Mammalia; Rodentia; Muridae
Gene: Cd2
Product: CD2 molecule
Exons: 6
Coding region: 1-1170 (389 amino acids)
Biological process (GO): cell-cell adhesion; positive regulation of type II interferon production
Cellular component (GO): membrane
Molecular function (GO): signaling receptor binding
Source: RefSeq, a predicted model, not a curated record